Lactuca virosa is the source of this 948-nucleotide messenger RNA. The record is from the annotation of a GenBank genome assembly. Lineage: Eukaryota; Viridiplantae; Streptophyta; Magnoliopsida; Asterales; Asteraceae.
AUGAAGGAGUUUGCAAGGAUAGCACGCUAUUGUUUACACACUGAACCAAAACAACGCCCUACCAUGGCGGAGGUUGUGGUCAAGCUGGAGUCUAUUCUUUCACAAGAAACGGAAAUUGCCAAUUCUGUUGUUAGUGAAGAAGGACUCAUUUACAAGCUAAGAUCUAUUUUCACAGGCAAAGUUGGUGCUUCAAUAGGAAGCAAAUCUGAUUUCAGCAUGUACCAUGAAUACAUACGAAUCGAAAUUGAUACUACAAGAGGAAGCAAUAAGGAUGAAAGUUUUAGAACUUUCACAUAUGCUGAAUUGGCAAGUGCAACAAAUGAUUUCAUGGAGGAGGUGUAUACCCCAACUUUAUAUGAAUCCAUUUAUAAAGGAUGGGUAGAUGAAAGGACAUAUGAUCCAACAGAGUCUGGUGUUGGUUUGGCGAUAUAUGUUAGGAAGAUCGAGAUUCUCUGGAAGGAUUUUAGUGCUCAGCUUUCAGAUUUUUCCUUUGUUUCUUUCACGUUCCAAAUGGAUCGAUAUUAUGCAGCCCCUGAGUGGUUUCGCUACCGAGCAAACAGAUUUGAUAGUCUUUUCCACGAAGAAGACACAUUUGUUAGUCUUCACAGACUAUCCCCUGCAGAUGAUUUUGCUAUGAAAAAUGAGAUCUAUGCUUUUGGAGUGGUACUGCUAGAAAUACUAACCGGGAUGAUGGUGUAUGAUGAGGAGAGACCCCUCGGAAAGGAAAAUUUGGUGGAAUGGGCUAUACCAUUUUUAGCAGAUGAGGUAAGCCUGAGAAUUAUUAUGGACCCACAACUUCAACAUAACGAUUGUCCUCCAAAGGGAGCAUUCAAGUUGGCUCAACUUGUUUUAAACUGUCUUCAUCCAAAAAAAGACGAACGCCCAUCAAUGGAAGAAAUCUUGCAGGUGCUGAAUCGUUGUUAUCAUGAAGAAAUCAAAAUAGUUUGA